Cydia amplana is the source of this 4733-nucleotide messenger RNA. Its product is annotated as neurogenic locus notch homolog protein 4-like. Gene Ontology annotation, cellular component: extracellular region; basement membrane. Lineage: Eukaryota; Metazoa; Arthropoda; Insecta; Lepidoptera; Tortricidae. The coding region runs from base 252 to 4601 and encodes 1449 amino acids. The record is from RefSeq and is a predicted model, not a curated record. The transcript has 25 exons. Gene Ontology annotation, molecular function: serine-type endopeptidase inhibitor activity. Gene Ontology annotation, biological process: cell-matrix adhesion.
GGAAAUGGGAGCAGAGUUUUGCAUGGCCUUGAUUUGAGCGGGCGAGCGUUUGUGCCAGUCUACUCGACUCGACACACUCGCCAGUCUGCAACUGACGCCCGGCUCGGCUACGCGUGUUUGUGUCAAGUAACGCCGCGAGUGACGACUUACCGGUGUUGUGCCCAAGUGACUAAGUGAUUUGUGGAACGUCCAGGAUACCAGGAAAACUGGAGCCGAGUAAAAUCCCGAGAAGUUUCGUGUGUAAUGAAGCAAUGUCGGCGGCGGUGAGGGCGGCGCUGCUCUGCGCGUGCGCGAUGCUGCUGCACCACGCUCGCGCGGAGCUGAUCGGGCGAUGUCCCGUCAACGCGACGUGUCCGGCGCGUGCGUCGCCUUGUGCGGACGACAACGAGUGCGGCGAACAGGUCUGCUGCGACACCUCAUGCGGCAAGACGUGCGUGGACCCGCUGUAUACUGGCUGUGAAAAUAUCAAACUGUCUUCCGAGAGAAUAUCCCGAGCUCUAGCGGCUGAGAACAGCCGCGGAGGACGAGGACUCAUCAAAUCAGUCCGAGCUCCUCGGUGUAGGACCAGCGAUGGGGAGUUCGAAGAGAUCCAGUGCGAUAAUGAGAUCGUCAGCUCUUGCUGGUGCGUCGAUCAGGCUGGUUUUGAGGUUCCCGGCACCCGCGCCCCGGCCGCCGCCCUAGUCAACUGCACACGUAAAGCUCCCUGCGCGGCCCACACCUGCCGCAUGCUGUGCCCGCUCGGCUUCGAGCUGGAUGCUAACGGCUGCCCGCUCUGCAAAUGCCGAGAUCCUUGUAAUGGCAUCACCUGUCCUGGCCAGUUAUCAUGCCAAUUGGAUGAGACUCCCUGCCUUCGACCGCCAUGCCCGCCUGUUCCUAACUGCAAGAGAGCAAGAAGCCUCCAGAACAUCUGUCCAGCCGGCGAACCUCUGCUCAUAUCAGAAACCAGCCGUCCGUUCCUGUGCGGGACUGAUCCUGGCAAACCGAACUGCCCACCUCUUUACAAAUGUCUGGUUGAGUCAGGAAAUGACUACGGAGUAUGCUGUCCAGCAUCUUUAGCACUACGCAAAGCCGGCACUUGCCCCGCUCCAACCACAUCCAGCGAUGAAUGUGGAACCCCCUGUGCCCACGACUUAGAAUGCCCUUCCAUGGAGAAGUGCUGCGACUCCGGAGAAUGCGGCAAGCACUGCGUCUUACCCCAGAAUGUCACCAUGUGUCACCAGCAGAAGAUGCUUGCUGAACUGCUGGUGGUCAGCGAGAAGGAGGGUAGAGGCUAUGUGCCGCAAUGCGCGGCGGAUGGGUCGUUCGAGUCCAGGCAGUGUUCGAGGAAUGGACUUGUCUGCUGGUGCGUAGACACCGAAGGCAACAAGCUCCGCGGCUCCAUGGGUCCGUCUCCCUCCGUCCAAUGCUCCGAGAAGCCCGGCCCAGUCCGCGAAGGUGGCCGCAGCCUUAACUCCUGCCCAAGAGCCCUGUGUGCUGGGGUCUGCGAGUAUGGAUACAAGAGCGCUAACGGAUGUCCCACUUGUGAAUGUGACGAUCCUUGUGAAGGAUACCCUUGUGGGGAGGGCGAGGAAUGUAUUAGAGUCAGGGAUGCGGACUGUACAGGCGAGCUAUGUACUGGAUACCCUGUAUGUCGCCCCCGAGUAACCUACGAAAACCCCUGCGAAUCCGGCACCCCAUUCACGGACAUCACUGACGGCACCGUGGUCGGCUGCGGCAGCGACCAAGACUGCCCGUACGCACACGUGUGUACUAGGAGCCGACGAAGCGGAGCUGCUUUGUGCUGUUUAGAUCCUAAAUACGAGUCAAAUUCGACGGAGACGGAUCUUACUGAAAUAAAUUACGAAUCCUGCGGCGCGGAAGCUGAGGCCGUUUGCGACCACAACUCCACCAUCAGCUGCGGAGACGGUGACUGCGAAGACGGGCUGGUGUGCUGUUCCACUGUCAACUGCGGGCCGGUGUGCGUGGACCCGGCCAAGAUGAGGCUGCAGACGGAUAGGGUUGACGACACGCCUACCAUGUGCGAAUACCUCCGCGACUUCGACGAGAAGAUGGAAGGCACGGUAGACGGGAUGAAGCUAGCCCUCCCGGCGCCCACAUGCACCGCCGACGGCUCGUUCUCGCCGCAGCAGUGCGCGCACGGCCGCUGCUGGUGCGUGGACUCCUUCGGAACUGAGAUACCGGAGACCAGCACCAACAACGCUUCGACUGUAGACUGUGUGAAGGUUCGCGAGAGCCUAGCCUGCCUGGACCUAACGUGCCGCAUGGGUUGCGACUACGGCUUCGAGCUCGGCAGUAACCACUGCCCGACUUGCCGCUGCCGCGACCCCUGUACAGGAGUCACUUGCCCUGAAGGCCGUGCUUGUGCUGUAGUCGAUGUAGCGUGCGAUGCGGAGUACUGCCCUCCAGUGCCUGCUUGUUUGCCCCGCAAACCCGGCCAGUGUCCGUUCCUGGUGCCCCACACCGGGGCGUGCGAGUGGGCGUGCCGCGGCGACGCGGAGUGCGGCGCGGGCGAGCGCUGCUGCGCCACGGGCUGCGGCACCGCCUGCGCCGCGGCCACCAACCACUCGCCGUGCCAGCAGAGAAGAGCUCUCGCGCUACACACGGCCGCAGAGAGCGGCAAGCCGCCGUCCUCGCAAGACGUGCCGGACUGCAAGCUGGACGGGUCCUACGAGCCCGUCCAGUGCCGCAAGGCCGAGAACCUGUGCUGGUGCGUUGACAGUGACGGCAACGAGAUCCCCGGUACCCGAGCCUUCAACACCACGCCCUCAUGCGAAGCACCAGCUCCCUGCCCCGAGGUCCACUGCAACGAUGAAGAGAUCUGCGCUCACGGACGCCAGUUAGACAUUAAGGGUUGCCCGACCUGCGAAUGUAGAGAUCUCUGCGCCGAAGCCAAGUGCAGACCUGAUGAAACUUGCGAGAUUGUGCCAUUGGAAUGCGAGUCGGAGUCCUGCCCCCCGAUCGUGCGCUGCACGCCGACGCCCCGCUGCCCCUCGGGCGCGCCGCUGCCGGUCCCGGGCGGCGCGGACGCGCUGGUGUGCGGCCCCAGCGCCGCCGCUUGCCCCUCGACGCACGCGUGCCGUUUCGCGCCGCACGACACCGGCGCACCCGUGUGUUGUCCUAAGCCACGAACAGUAUGCUUCGACACAAAAGACGAAGGCAACUGCACGGACACGGGAGGUCUGAACGCGACGCGAUGGCACUUUAACCACGAACGCAACCGAUGUGAACGAUUCAAGUACAACGGUUGCUCUGGUAACCACAACAACUUUAGAAGCAAGGAGGAGUGCAACGCCGUUUGCCCCGCUGAAGGUGAAGCCUCCAAACUGGCCACGACGAAGAAAGCCCGCAUUCAAAUUGACACAGAAGUAUUGAGCCCGUGCGAGCGACUGCGUGAGAAGAACGAGGCGGCCGAGAAGAAAUACGGCAAAGGCACGUUCAUCCCCAAGUGUGACGUCACUGGAGCCUGGGAGUCUGUGCAGUGCAUGUCGCAUAUCGAUGUGUGCUGGUGUGUGAGCGCCCGCGGCGAGCCCCUGAAGGGGUCCCUGGUGCGCGGGGCCAAGCCUUCCUGCAACUUCCGGCAGGCGCGCAAGUGGGCCAAGCGGACUGGAGACGACGAGCGAGCGCGCGCCGACGAAGUUCUAGAAGAGCUCAUCAGGCAAAUGACUGCGUUCCGCGUCGAAGAGAUCGAAGAGUACGACGAAGAGGAAGUGCUUCGUGACGAACCAGUCGAGCCCAGGACCGUGGAGACCUUGAAGCCGAUGGAGAGACUCGAGGUUCAGGAGAGCGAGCCGAAGAGCAAGACCAUCUUCAAGACCAAGUGCCAGAUGCUACAGGAUGAGGCUGAGAAUGGAGACGGUCCCUCGGUCCGCUGCCUGCCGGACGGGUCGUUCGCGGCGCGGCAGUGCGCGCGCGGGCGCUGCUGGUGCGUGGACGCGGCGGGCCAGCGCCGCGGCGCGUCCACUCCCGUACCCGACUCGCCCGCUUUGGACCCUUGCUUGCCAACCCAAAUCGAAUCGGCGUCCCUAGAGCUGGAAAUCAUCGGGACUGACGCCGCGGCGGCGGAGCGGGCACGGGCUGCCUUACAAUCACAACUCGCUUCCCUCGGUGCUCGAGUGCCGGUCACAAUGUCCAAAGACCGCUCCGCCAUAAAACUUAGAGCAGUGCUGGCUGGACCCAGGGCUGUGGAUGUCGUCUAUCAUUUGGAGAAUCUGGUGAAACAAGAGAAGCUGUCAGGCGUGAACAAAACGUCAGCUGGCGCGCUGGGCGCUGACGUCAUCCGCAGCGAGUACCGCCUCGCCGCGCAGGCGCCGCUCAUGCAGCAACGGGAGAUACUCAGCGAAUCCACGGUGUCAGCAACGACAUCAUACCACACCGCGCUGAUCGUCCUUGCAGCGUCUUCCGCCUUCAUCAUCAGUGUACUCUGCGUCCUGGUGAUGCUAUACCGAGGCCGGCUACAACGAGAGCCCCAAAAAGCCGAGCGUUUCUUACCCCCCGCUCCCCCCGUCUACGUUCUAUCAGCCGAUGAAAAAGCCGAGCUAGCGAAGGCUUUACACGCCCCUCCACCGCCAAUACCCCCUCAAAAUGAUCACACUAGAAUUUAGGUGCUAAGUCUGACUAGCUUUUGUUUUUGGGUUGGUUUACGGUUGGUGCGGUAGUGGUAUCGUACAGUACUGAAUAUAAAUAGUCUUAGGUAACGUUAACAUUAUAUAAUAAUGGUAUUAAGAUACAUGAGC